UUCUUUAAUAUUAAGUGAUUACCAGUAUGGCUCUAUGUGACCUCAUGUGGUUGAAGAUGGACUAUGACCUAGUUUGAGGCCCAUUUCAGACACAAGAGCAAGCCCAAAACCCAAGUUUUAUGUAUUAUAAAGUCUUGGUCUUUGAAUUCAAAAUGCUGAUUCAGGGAAAGAACCAUGAGGGGAAUAGGUAAGUAAAUAAAUAAAAGAAAGAAAGAAAGCAACAGGGUCAACAAGCUGGUCUCUUCUCUCUUUCUAUGAUUCUACCAAACUAUUCUAGAUGUAUGAAAUAUGAAUAAAACCAGCACCCCAAAUGCUUUCAAGACUCUGCCAAUCCUGUGAGUGAAGAAUGGGAAGCAUUACUGGCUUCCUCUGUUACAAUGUCUUGUGCUUCUGUUUCCUCACUCUCUUCCCAAUCAUUGUCAUCUCUGGAGACACCAUAACUGCAAAUCAGUCCAUCACCAAUGGCCAAACCCUGGUGUCUGCCGGCGGGGAUUUUGAGCUGGGGUUCUUUUCUCCCGGAGAUUCAAAGUGGUACGUGGGGAUAUGGUACAAAAACAUUCCUAAAGAAAGAGUUGUCUGGGUCGCAAACAGAGACAACCCAAUUUUGACAAACUCCUCUGGGUCAGUUGUGAAGAUUGGAGACCGCGGAAAUAUUGUGAUUAUGGAUGAAGAUUUGCAUGUUUUCUGGUCUACGAAUGAAUCCACGGCAGUUAAUCCAGUUGCGCAGCUGUUGGACACAGGGAAUUUGGUGGUACGGGAAGACAAAGAUGCAGAUCCCGAAAACUAUCUUUGGCAGAGCUUUGAUUAUCUUACUGAUACUUUGCUGCCCGGAAUGAAGCUAGGAUGGGACCAGAAAACGGGUUCGAAUCGGUACUUGACGUCGUGGAAAAGCAAGGAAGAUCCGUCCUCUGGAGAUUAUUCUUUCAAGCUAGAUCCUCGAGGUUUCCCUGAGAUUUUCAUAUGGAACAAACAGGAAAAGAAGUACCGUAGUGGGCCAUGGAAUGGAGUUAGAUUCAGCGGCGUCCCGGAGAUGAAAUCCUCCUCUGUCUUCACCUUCGAUUUCGAGUGGAAUCAGGAUGGGGCAUACUACUCGUAUGAGCUCACAAACAAAUCCAUAACCUCCCGUUUGAUGGUGAGCUCAGCCGGCAGCCUCCAACGCUAUACUUGGAUCGAAACCAGGCAGGUUUGGAACCUCUACUGGUUCGCUCCCAAAGAUCAGUGCGACGACUACAGAGAAUGCGGCCCCUACGGAAUCUGUGACACCAAUUCCUCCCCGGUUUGCAAGUGCCCACGAGGGUUCGAGCCCAAGAAUCCACAGGCGUGGAACCUCAGAGAUGGUUCCGAUGGUUGUUCUAGAAAAACAGAGUUCGAUUGCAAUAACGGAGAUGGGUUCUUAGCAUUGAAGAGAAUGAAGCUGCCAGAAACUGGGAGUUCAUUCGUAGACAAGAGCAUGAGUCUCAAGGACUGCGAAAUGACUUGCCGGAAAAACUGCUCUUGUACCGGUUACGCCAAUCCGGAGAUUACCUCCGACAAAGGUUGCAUCAUUUGGACCACCGAUCUCUUGGAUAUGAGAGAGUACGCAGAAGGAGAAGGUGGUCAAGACCUCUAUAUUAGAGUUGCAGCUUCUGAAUUAGGUUCUGAAAAUGGUUCAAACAAGACAGUAAAAAUUAUCAAGGUCACUUGCAUUACAGUUGGUAGUGCUGUUCUGCUACUUGGACUGGGAAUCUGUUAUCUGUGGAAGAGGAAGAAAAUGAAGAUCAUGUGGAAUGGGAAGACAAGGCAAAGAGGUCUAAGUGAAAGAAGCCAUGAUUAUAUUUUAAAUGAAGCGGUUAUUCCUAGUAAGAGAGACUACACAGAUGAGGUUAAGACAGAUGAGCUAGAGCUGCCUCUGUUUGAUUUUGGAACCAUAGUGCUGGCUACAAACAACUUCUCUGACACUAAUAAACUGGGACAAGGGGGUUUCGGCUGCGUUUACAAGGGUAUGUUGUUAGAAGGUGAGGAAAUAGCAGUUAAGAGGCUUGCAAAGAAUUCUGGGCAAGGAAUAGAAGAAUUCAUGAACGAGGUUAGGUUAAUUGCAAGGCUUCAACACAGAAAUCUGGUACAACUCCUUGGUUGUUGUGUUGAGAUGGAAGAAAAGAUGCUGAUAUAUGAGUACAUGCAAAACAGAAGCCUGGAUUCAAUUUUAUUUGAUGAGAAGAAAAGCUCAUUGCUGGAUUGGGGUAGGCGAUUCAAUAUCAUUUGUGGGGUUGCUCGAGGGCUGCUUUAUCUACAUCAAGAUUCUAGAUUUAGAAUCAUUCAUAGGGAUCUCAAAGCAAGCAACGUUCUACUUGAUGGGGAAAUGAACCCAAAAAUAUCAGAUUUUGGUAUGGCAAGAAUUUUUGGGCGAGAUCAGACUGAAGCAAACACUAAGAGAGUGGUUGGGACAUAUGGUUAUAUGUCCCCUGAAUACGCAAUGGAUGGGCUGUUCUCAGUGAAAUCUGAUGUCUUUAGUUUUGGUGUACUUGUUUUGGAGAUAGCAUGGAGGCUAUGGAGAGAAGGGAAGGGGUUGGAGCUAAUGGAUUCAUCAGUGAGCGAGUCAUGUGCCCCAUAUGAUGUGUUGAGAUGCAUCCAGGUUGGCCUCUUAUGUGUCCAAGAGCAUGCAGAAGAUAGACCAGUAAUGUCGUCUGUGGUCUUGAUGUUGAGUAGUGAAACUGCAACAUUGCCAUUGCCAAAGAACCCUGGGUUCUGCCUGGGAAGGAAACUUGUGGAAACAGAUUCAUCUUCAAGCAAGCAAGAAGAAACAUUAUGGGUCGCCAACCGGAACCGAUCAAUUGCCGGUUCGUCCGGCGCAUUGAGCGUUACUUCCGCUGGGGAGCUUCUGCUUCGCAACGGGACGGAGUUGGUCUGGUCCUCGAAUUCCACUAGUCCGGCGAAUGGUGCUGUGGUUUUGCAGCUGUUGGACUCGGGCAAUCUUGUUGUGAGAGAUGGAAGCGAUACUUCGGACGACUACGUUUGGGAGAGUUUUGAUUAUCCGUCAGACACGUUGUUGCCGACGAUGAAGCUGGGAUGGAAAUUGAAGACGGGUCUGCAUAUGUACCUGACGUCGUGGAAGAACGCCGACGACCCAUCCGCUGGAGACUUCUCGUACAGCUUGGACGCUCCCGAUUCACCUCAAUUGGUUGUGCGAAAAGGGUCGGAUAAGCAGUACCGGUGGGGUCCGUGGGAUGGGGUCAGGUUCAGUGGCAGCCAAGAGUUCAGAGCGAACCCUGUUUUUACCCCAAAGUUUUUCUCCGAUACAGAGGAGGUAUAUUACACGUUCAUAGUCACAGAUAAGUCGGCUCUUUCUAGAUCCAUAGUUACCCAAUUUGGUCUAAUUCAGUAUCUCUAUUGGAACAAUGGCACUAAAGAGUGGUCAACGACGGUGACUCUUCAGAGGGACAACUGUGAUCGGUAUGGCAUGUGUGGGCCUUAUGGGAAUUGCUACUCCGGUGAUCCCAGUUGCAGGUGCAUGAAGGGAUUUUCACCCAAGUCCCCGCAGUCCUGGGAUAUGUUGGAUUGGUCGGGUGGGUGCGCUCGGAAGAGAGAGCUGGACUGCAAUAAAGGAGACGGAUUUGUGAAGUAUAAGCCACUGAAGUUGCCUGAUAAUUCGCAUCUCUGGGGGAACAGCAGUUUGAGCUCUGAGGAUUGCAGGGCCAAGUGUUUGAGGAAUUGUUCUUGCAUGGCUUAUACUAUCAUUAACGUCCAUGGGAAUGGAGGCGAUUGUGUUGCCUGGUUCGGUGAUUUAGUUGAUAUGAAAGACUUUUCUGAAGGUGGAGAAGAGCUUUACAUUCGAAUGGCAAGGUCUGAAAUAGAGGCAAUUGCUGAUGCUAAGAGGAAGAAACUAGUGGAGAUGAUCAUUGCCAUUGUCAUAUCAAUAGUUUCUGGGAUAUUUAUUUUAGGUUGCAUUGGAUGGGGAAUUUCUAGGAUGAGGAGGAGGGCAAAAAGAACAGCCAGGGAGUUUGACAGUCAGAGAGAUUCUAAAGAAGAAGAUCAGGGAGAAGAUCUAGAAUUACCUCUUUUUGAUCUGGAAGUAAUUUCUGGUGCUACAAAUAGAUUCUCCUUUGAAAAGAAGAUUGGACAGGGUGGCUUUGGUCCUGUAUACAAGGGAGAAUUACGUACCGGUCAAGAAAUAGCAGUGAAGAGGCUGUCACAAAGUUCUGGGCAAGGCCUUGAAGAGUUCAAGAAUGAGGUUAUUUUGAUUUCAAAACUUCAACACCGUAACCUUGUUAAGCUCUUGGGAUGCUGCAUUCAAAGAGAAGAAAGGAUGCUAAUUUAUGAGUACCUGCCUAACAAAAGCUUGAACUACUUCAUAUUUGAUCAAACUGGAAGAAAGUUACUGACUUGGAAGAAGCGAUUUGACAUUGUUCUGGGAAUUGCACGGGGACUACUUUAUCUUCAUCAAGACUCCAGGCUGAGAAUCAUUCACAGAGAUCUCAAAACCAGCAACAUUUUACUAGACAGUGAGAUGAACCCCAAAAUUUCAGAUUUUGGCAUAGCAAGAAUCUUUGGAGGAGAUCAAAUGGAAGAGAAGACCAGAAGAGUAGUUGGAACAUAUGGGUACAUGUCUCCAGAAUAUGCAUUGAAUGGGCAGUUUUCAGUGAAGUCAGAUGUAUUCAGCUUUGGUGUUAUAUUGCUAGAAAUUGUAAGUGGCAAGAAGAAUUGGGGUUUUUAUCACCCUGACCAUGACUUCAACCUCCUAGGACAUGCAUGGAAAUUGUGGAAUGAAGGGAUUCCAUUGGAACUGGUGGAUGUACUGCUGGAGGACUCAUUUUCUGCUGAUGAUAUGGUAAGAUGUAUUCAAGUGGCCCUUUUGUGUGUGCAGCUACGCCCAGAAGACAGGCCGAUAAUGUCAUCUGUGGUAUUUAUGUUGAGUAAUCAGAGUGCAGUAGCUGCUCAACCCAAGGAACCUGGUUUUGUUACUGGAAAUACUUACAUGGGGACAGAUUCAUCCUCAACUGGAAAAAAUCUUCAUACUGGCAAUGAGUUAACUAUUACAUUGCUGGAUCCACGAUAAAAAGGAUUGUUUCAGUGAACUAUAAUUCUUAUUUAUUUUUUAUUUUUUUGGAUAUGUUGUACAGUUUUGGACCAUAUUUUCUUAUACAGGAAAUCAAGAAUUUUUCUUUUUUGAUGCA
Vitis vinifera (wine grape) is the source of this 5150-nucleotide messenger RNA. Its product is annotated as receptor-like serine/threonine-protein kinase SD1-8. The coding region runs from base 347 to 5032 and encodes 1561 amino acids. The transcript is spliced from 14 exons. NCBI's taxonomy places the organism in Eukaryota, Viridiplantae, Streptophyta, Magnoliopsida, Vitales, Vitaceae. The record is from RefSeq and is a predicted model, not a curated record. Gene Ontology annotation, biological process: protein phosphorylation; recognition of pollen. Gene Ontology annotation, molecular function: protein serine/threonine kinase activity; ATP binding.